Messenger RNA from Phytophthora sojae, 567 nucleotides. RefSeq lists its product as hypothetical. Bases 1 to 567 code for a protein of 188 amino acids. The transcript has a single exon. The record is from RefSeq and is a predicted model, not a curated record. NCBI's taxonomy places the organism in Eukaryota, Oomycota, Peronosporomycetes, Peronosporales, Peronosporaceae.
AUGGCUCCUCAAAACCAACGGAUUCACAUCCAGGUCAAUGGAGGAUCACCCAAAGCUGAUUUUGCUAGGAAAGCGGGUUACAUAUGUAUGAUAGCUGAGCAUGGUACUGAAGGAAACGAUGCUGCUAGCGUCGCACAGAAUUCGCACCAUAUUUGCUCUUGCGAUAGAGGUACAUACUUGGUCAAAGCGUACCAAAAGUACACGGUCACUGUGUCACGGUGGCUAUACCGACUCAACUGUUUGCCCGUCUGGCUGUGGGGCUGCUGGGGCACGGCACUCCAUCGACGCCUCCGUCUGCGAGCUCGAGCGCCAUGCGGACAAGCCAGCCAACCCGGCCGAUGCUGGGCGUGCGGUUCCGGUGGAGCGCGCGACGCUUCGAAAUUGAGUAUGACUCAAGCGCGCAAUCGCCUCGCUGGCAGCGAGUCGCUGCCGGCAACACGCAGACGCAGAGAGCAGAGCUUCCUCGCUCAGAGGGUGAAGCUGAAGCGCAGCAGGCAAGCAGGCAGGCAGGCAGCAGAUCGAUUAAGCCGGGCACCACCGCCACAUAGUAGCUGUCUGACCAUCUAA